Messenger RNA from Dromiciops gliroides (monito del monte), 2958 nucleotides. RefSeq names its product EDAR associated death domain (gene EDARADD). Gene Ontology annotation, biological process: signal transduction. Gene Ontology annotation, molecular function: protein binding. The record is from RefSeq and is a predicted model, not a curated record. NCBI's taxonomy places the organism in Eukaryota, Metazoa, Chordata, Mammalia, Microbiotheria, Microbiotheriidae.
CGCAGGGAGCCCCCCACUCCAGCUUCCGAACCUACGGAGAGGAGGGAGCUAGGAGACGCGCACAGGAGGGGGCUCCUCUUCAUGCCCAAGCAGGAAGUGAAUACUAGGAAGAAGCCAGCGAAGACAGUAGGAGGAGGACGACGAAGAGGAGGAGGAGGAGGAGAAGGAGGAGGAGGAGUUGGGGUGUUUUUAUUAGACCGACCCGGGAAAGCCGGAGUUUCCAUCCUUCCCCUUCCGGUCUUCCUUUCGCCCCCCUUUCCCCACGCUUCCCCAUUUCCCAGCCGGUUCCCCAGCCCCAAGCUGGUACUGGUGCGCCCCCACCCCGCCUCCAUGGCUUCUGCCGAGGACCCUCUGCUUACAGAUCAUGCUACAAGAGAACCAGUAGAAGAUACCGAUCCUAGCACUUUAUCUUUUAAAAUGUCAGAAAAAUAUCCUGUUCAAGAUACAGGUCUCCCCAAAGCUGAGGGAUUUAAUUCAAUUACACUGAACGUUCCGCCAAGUUCUGACAUAAUACAUCAGCGAGAAGAAAAUGGCUAUCCAGACAGCACUGGGGAUCCACUUUCAGAUAUAAAGAACAACUCUUGCCAAGAAAAUUGCACAUGUUCCUUAUGCUCACUCCGGGCCCCCAACAUCAGUGACAUGCUCAAUGAUGAGGACUUGCUAGAUGUGAUCAGAAUAAAGCUGGAUCCAUGUCACCCAACAGUAAAAAACUGGAGAAAUUUUGCAAGCAAAUGGGGAAUGCACUAUGAUGAAUUGUGUUUUCUGGAACAGAAACAACAGAGUCCUACCUUGGAGUUCCUGCUCCGGAAUAGUCACAAAACUGUGGAUCAACUGAUUGAGCUCUGUAGGCUCUAUCAUAGAGUUGAUGUGGAAAAAGUCUUGCGGCGAUGGGUGGAAGAGGAAUGGCCAAAGAGGGGGCAUGGAGGCUACCAUAAUCACUUUUAAAAGCUUUCUUCCUUUAUUCCAUUGGUUCUUUGGACAUUCAAAACUGCUGUAGUUUGGGAUGGAGGGGAAGACAGGACAUUUGUCUCUUGUUUUGGAGGAGAAUUUUUAAGUGUCUACUUCAAAAAAAGGUGACAUUUGUGUCCCCUCAACAGUUUUUUGGUUGCUUUUUGUUAUUAUGUGGUUGUAUGUAUGUGUGUGUUUGUACAUUGUAUUUUGAUUUAAUGUUUGAAUUCAGAAUUUUAGGAGGAUAAAAUAAAGCAGUAGGCAGGCUUAUACAGUAGCCAGUCCCUUUAAGCAAAAUGGUUUUGUUCCUUCAUAAAAUCAAAUUAUCCAUUGACUUUAAUUAUAUAGAGUAUAACAACAAUUCCCAGGGCCCAAAACUGUUGAUGACCCCAAAGGAAUCACAUACAAUGUCUGCCAGAUCAAUAACCUUGAUUUCCAUUGCUUGGAGGCCAAAUACCAUUAAGCAAUUGCUCCAUUUAUGUCAUUCUCAUGUCAUUACCGUUCAUCCAUUGUCAGGUGCUAUAAAGCCCAGUUACACGGAUACUAGUAUCAUCUUGAAGUUGCCUUUGGUUAAUAUACCCAUCUAGUAUCAUUGAAUAUCAUUAUGAUCUCUUAGUGAUCUAAAGAUAGAUGUUAUUUGCUCAUCUUUUCAAAGAAAGAAUUUUUUUAAAGAAGUAAAUGUUGUAGAGGUUAGAGUAAAGCCAUAAAGAAAGAACCUAGUUCUAGUUUAUUGCAGUCUGGAAGUAGAGGUUUCCAUGACUAGCCUUCAAAAUGCUUUAAUAUUAGCUGUGAAUUAUUUUAAAUCCAACACUCACUUUUACAUCUGCCAUCUGAGACUGAGUGUUUUGCUAGUGAAGGAUUUUAAGGCUCUAUUAAGAGGUCAAUAUGAAUCUACUGAACUCUUACUGAAACAUAGCUAUCUCUAGCAUCUCUUAUACCAGCUAAGACAGGGCCCAGCAACACUACAAGAGCACUUAGCUAAGGAGUAAAACCCCCCAUAAGUGGGAAUGAGAAUCCAGGAAUCCAACCAAGUGAACUGAUGGCUUAGCUCAGACACUUUUUUCUGGCUUGAUGGUUUAGAAAAAAAAAAUACAGAAGCUACACUGAGUCUAUAUGUAUGGUAUGAAAAAAAAUGCCCAGUUCCCCAAAUUGUCAUCUUUUCUUUAUUCCUUACUAGGAAUAGAUGGCAUCACCUCUCACAGAAUCACAGAUUAUUAGAGCUAUAAAAUCCGAGACCCUCAUAUAGUCAUGACUCCAUGACUAUAUUACUUAAUGUUAGAGCUAGAAGGAACCUGAGAGGUAGCCUAAUCCAAAACUCUUAUUUUAGAUAAGGAACUUCAGGUUUAGUUAAGUGCCCAUGUGGCACAUGGGGAACACAGGCACAACAGGAAGUCAAACCCAUUUCCUCCGACUCUUUCCAUUGUACCGUGCUGCCUCCUACCCCUUCAUUUUACAGACGAGGAAACUGAGGCCUCCAAAGGUUAGAUCAUUUGCCUAAGAUCACAGAGUGAUAUACACAGGUGGAGGCAAAAAUAAAACCCCAAAUACUCCAACUCCCAGUCCAGUGCUUUUCCCAAUAUAUGAAAUUAUCCUUUUAUCAGAACUAAUAAAGUGGUUGGAGUGUGGAGUUUUGUGGGGAAAAAACAAAAACUAGUUCAUUUUUUAAAAGUAAAUUUAUGGAUUUAGUUCUGGGUUUAGAACAUUUUAGGACAGUUCAGCCUAUCUGUUAUUCAUCUCAGUCCAAAUCCCUAAUUUAUAUAAGUAAAAAUAAAUGUCAUGAGUGAAAAUUAGAUACCCAAAGCCCUGAGACUAACACUUUUUUUCUUUUCUUUUUUUGAAGUAGUGUCUCUCAACAUCAGUAAAGUUUAGAGGUGACUUAGAAUAAAACUGUUUGCUAAGCCACCACAACCCUCUUUCUAGCAAUGCCUUACAAUGGUUUUCAUUUAGAGCCUAAAAACUACUAAUUGAUUUAACUCCGCCUCCAUAAGAACUUUAAGACAAAAGAUGCAA